AUGGCUAGCCGGCAUGUCACGAAGCUCAGCAAAUCGGCGAUGGUUUUGGCGGCCAUGAACGGCGCCUCCAGAACCUCAAGGAGAACCCUCACUCGGUGCCGUGAAACAGCAGUGGCUGCCGCCCCAAACCUUUCCCCGGCUCCCUUCUCUCGAGCCAGUAAUGUCGUUUGGGAUCCAAGUCAUGUCGUUUUGGCAAACGCCUUCACUCGGAGCUUUCACUCCUCCGCUCCUCGUCUCUACUCCGCCAGCAGCAGCGCCGCUCAGGCUCAGCAGAACGAGUUCACUGAGAUGGCGUGGGAGGGCAUAAUUGGGGCGGUUGAGGCCGCCAGAGUCAGCAAGCAACAGGUGGUGGAAUCUGAGCACUUGAUGAAAGCGCUUUUGGAGCAGAAGGAUGGUUUGGCCAGGCGGAUCUUCACCAAGGCUGGUCUGGACAACACUAGUGUUCUCCAGGCCACUGAUGACUUCAUUGCUCAGCAACCCAAGGUGAUGGGUGGCACCAGUGGACCUAUAAUAGGCUCGCAUCUGGGGGUUCUGUUGGACAAUGCGCGACGGCAGAAGAAAGAAAUGAAUGAUGAUUUUGUGUCUGUGGAGCACCUGCUGUUGGCGUUUCAGUCGGAUACACGGUUUGGGCAGCAAUUGUUCAAAAACCUUCAGCUUAGCGAAAAGGAUUUGAAGGAGGCUGUUAAACAUGUUCGGGGAAACCAGAGAGUCACUGAUCAGAAUCCUGAAGGAAAAUAUGAGGCUUUGACAAAGUAUGGAAAUGACUUGACUGAGCUCGCCAGUCGUGGCAAACUUGAUCCUGUUAUUGGACGGGAUGAUGAAAUACGGCGUUGCAUCCAGAUAUUGUCCAGGAGAACAAAAAAUAAUCCCGUUAUUAUUGGGGAGCCUGGUGUGGGGAAAACAGCAAUUGCUGAAGGAUUAGCUCAACGGAUUGUGCGUGGGGAUGUUCCAGAACCCCUGUUGAACAGAAAGUUGAUUUCCUUAGAUAUGGGUUCGUUGGUGGCUGGAGCCAAGUUUCGCGGUGACUUUGAGGAAAGAUUGAAAGCUGUAUUGAAGGAAGUUACUGCUUCAAAUGGACAGAUCAUAUUAUUCAUUGAUGAGAUUCACACUGUAGUAGGAGCAGGGGCUACAAGUGGUGCAAUGGAUGCUGGGAACUUGUUGAAACCAAUGCUUGGACGGGGUGAGCUACGGUGUAUAGGAGCAACCACGUUGAAUGAGUACAGAAAGUACAUCGAGAAGGAUCCUGCACUGGAACGAAGAUUUCAGCAGGUGUUUUGUGGUCAGCCAUCUGUCGAAGACACAAUAUCCAUUCUCCGUGGGUUGCGUGAGCGCUAUGAGCUGCAUCAUGGUGUGAAAAUAUCAGAUAGUGCCCUUGUUUCUGCAGCAGUUCUUUCUGACAGAUACAUUACAGAACGGUUUUUACCUGACAAAGCUAUUGAUCUUGUUGAUGAAGCUGCUGCAAAGCUAAAAAUGGAGAUUACCUCUAAGCCAACUGAGUUAGACGAGGUAGACAGAGCUAUACUGAAAUUGGAGAUGGAGAAGCUAUCUUUGCAAAAUGACACAGAUAAAUCAUCGAAAGAAAGGUUAAGCAAGCUGGAGAGUGACCUCGCAUUGCUCAAACAGAAACAAAAAGAAUUUAAUGAACAGUGGGAUCGUGAAAAGGCCCUCAUGACUCGAAUACGAUCAAUUAAAGAAGAGAUUGAUAGAGUAAACCAAGAGAUGGAAGCUGCUGAACGUGCGUAUGACCUAAGUCGUGCAGCAGAGCUCAAAUAUGGAACUCUCAUGUCCCUGCAGCGCCAGUUAGAAGAGGCUGAGAAAAACCUUGCUGAGUACCAGAAGUCUGGAAAAUCUUUUCUACGAGAAGAAGUCACCGAUCUUGACAUUGCUGAGAUUGUAAGCAAAUGGACUGGUAUACCCUUGUCAAACCUUCAACAGUCAGAAAGAGACAAGCUAGUCAUGCUAGAACAGGUACUUCAUAAGAGGGUAGUGGGUCAAGAUAUAGCCGUGAAAUCGGUAGCUGAUGCAAUUAGGCGUUCAAGGGCAGGUCUCUCGGACCCUAACCGCCCUAUUGCAAGUUUUAUGUUUUUGGGUCCUACUGGUGUGGGAAAAACAGAGCUUGGAAAGACCUUGGCCAGCUUCCUCUUCAACACUGAAAAUGCUCUGGUUAGGAUUGAUAUGAGUGAGUACAUGGAGAAGCAUGCAGUUUCACGUUUGGUGGGUGCCCCGCCUGGUUAUGUUGGUUAUGAAGAAGGCGGACAAUUAACAGAAGUGGUUCGUCGAAGACCCUAUUGUGUAGUGUUAUUCGAUGAAAUAGAGAAAGCACAUCAGGAUGUGUUCAAUAUUUUGUUACAAUUGCUGGAUGAUGGAAGGAUUACCGAUUCACAAGGAAGGACUGUAAGCUUCACCAAUUGUGUUGUGAUAAUGACCUCAAAUCUUGGCUCCCAGUAUAUACUCGAAACUCUUCGUAAUACUCAAGACAGCAAGGAUGCAGUUUAUGAACUGAUGAAAAGACAAGUGGUUGAACUGGCGAGACAAACUUUCCGCCCUGAGUUUUUGAAUCGAGUCGAUGAGUUCAUCGUGUUCCAGCCUCUGGACUCCAAAGAGAUCUGUAAGAUUGUUGAGAUACAGAUGAACCGGUUGAAAGAUAGGCUGAAGCAAAAGAAAAUCGAGCUUCAUUAUACAGAGGAAGCUCUUGAGCUUCUUGGUAAUUUGGGCUUCGAUCCGAACUAUGGAGCGAGGCCCGUUAAGAGGGUGAUACAGCAGCUGGUUGAGAAUGAGAUUGCAAUGGGAGUGUUGAGAGGAGAUUACAGCGAGGAAGAUUCGAUCAUUGUUGAUGCUGAGGUGACCCCAUCUGCCAAAGAUAUUCCUCCGCAGAAGCGGUUGCGCAUCAGGAGAGUGGAGAACACUUCUUCCACGGUAGAUGACAUGGUUGCAAAUGACUGAUUUUAGAAUUUUGGUUUGUACAUUAGGACCAGAACUGGUUUGGUUUAGUGUGUGUAGACUCUGCUGUGAGACAACUGAGGAAUGGUGAGAGUAGAACUGUUGAAGAUUGAAUUAAAGACAUCAUGGUGGAUAGGUUUCCUCUUGCAUGUUUGUGGGUAUCCAAAAUAGACAGGCACUAGAAGCUAUAGAUAGAAGGGCAGUGGAGAAUGUUGUUAGAGCAGUAAUCCAAGUUUUGGGUGGACUUUGACACAGUUGGAAGAUAAAGAAAACAAGACAAACUAUGAGGUAGCCUUUUUGGUGUGCUUUGGCUUGGCAUUGCAUGAUGUGAUAUGCUAACCAAGUAGAAUAUGUUGGCACAUGUUUGCUGUCUUGUUAUAAAAAAUGUGCAUCCAGGACAUUCUCUUGGCCUUAGUACUGUCUGUUCAACCCAAAACGGUAGACAGAUACAUCAUUCAUUCUCCCCAUCCUACAAUGCAAAAUUUCCUUUGUUUAGGAAACUAAUCAUGAAUUUAUGCCCCCAAACAAGAAAUUAUCAU
Messenger RNA from Fragaria vesca subsp. vesca, 3479 nucleotides. RefSeq names its product chaperone protein ClpB3, mitochondrial-like. The record is from RefSeq and is a predicted model, not a curated record. The transcript is spliced from 10 exons. Gene Ontology annotation, biological process: cellular response to heat; protein refolding. Gene Ontology annotation, molecular function: ATP hydrolysis activity; ATP binding. Bases 1 to 2943 code for a protein of 980 amino acids. Gene Ontology annotation, cellular component: cytoplasm. Lineage: Eukaryota; Viridiplantae; Streptophyta; Magnoliopsida; Rosales; Rosaceae.